AUGCUAUUGAAGAAUUAUCUAUACGGGUUUGCACUUUUGUCAUCCAUCGUUUCUGCGCUUCCAGUUGGCCAGGCUGAUGCUGGAGCCGGCCAGGUGUGGGACUUGAAGAAAAGACAGUAUGUCACUGUGACUGCUGCCGCUGUUACGCAGUAUGCUACUGUUCAUGUGAAGGGUCAUGAAUCGAGCUCAACAUCAAGCACUGUCUCGUCUUCAGACUCUUCAAGCUCUUCAAAAUCUAGUUCGAGUUCUGAGUCCAGUUCUAGUUCUUCUUCUAGCUCAGACUCCGAGACUUACACCCCUGGACAAGAAGUGGUGAUCACUUCAACAAUUGACCCUGGCUACACCUCAGUGGUUCACGAGACUUACCUGACUUCCUUCUUGGUGACUGAAUCAGGUUCUUCCUCAUACUCAUAUUUGACGGUGACUCCAAGUGUGACUUCUUCGUUGACUUCGUCUACUUCUAGUUCUUCUGCCUCGUCGUCAAGCUCUUCAUCUUCAUCUUUGUCGUCAAGUUCUUCAUCUUCUUCCUUGUCGUCAAGUUCUUUGUCAUCCUCUUCUUCUGAAGAGAAGGAUACAACUUCGACGAAGGUAGUCUUUAAGACGACCAGCAGAGGUAGCAAAUCCAGCGCAACAGCCACACCAACCAAGAAGGCCACCUCUUCCACCACUACAUCCAGCUCCGCUUCCUCUACGAUCACAGCCGCCCCUUCAACUUCUGAUGAUGACAGCUGGAUUACGGGAUCGUUCACGGCUUACUCAACCUCGACGAGUGAGGGAGUGUGCUAUGUACUGUACGAAGAUGACGACUCCACUGGAACGUACUCGGACAUCGAGCCCUAUACUACGAUCACUUUGACGUCAAUCGUUGCCACCGUGACUCUGACUGAGAGUUAG
Molecule: messenger RNA, 894 nt
Organism: Kuraishia capsulata CBS 1993
Lineage: Eukaryota; Fungi; Ascomycota; Pichiomycetes; Pichiales; Pichiaceae
Exons: 1
Coding region: 1-894 (297 amino acids)
Source: RefSeq, a predicted model, not a curated record